Messenger RNA from Entamoeba invadens IP1, 2635 nucleotides. RefSeq lists its product as hypothetical. Lineage: Eukaryota; Evosea; Mastigamoebida; Endamoebidae. The record is from RefSeq and is a predicted model, not a curated record. Gene Ontology annotation, molecular function: DNA-directed DNA polymerase activity; nucleotide binding; DNA binding. The transcript has a single exon. The annotation marks the transcript as partial. Gene Ontology annotation, biological process: DNA replication.
AUGAACACUGAUAAAGAACAAUACAGACUUAAGAAUUUCUAUAAUUUUACUAAUACUUAUUCUGAAGAUGAUAUUUUAAACUGUUUUACUAUUAAAGCUGGAACUAUUAAAGCUGCUUCUACUAAAAUAAAUAAUAAAGAAUGCAGAAAAGAAUUAAUCGCUAUGGACAUUGAAACAAGAGAUUUAUAUUUUCAUUACAAAGCAAAAUUGGAAGCUCAAUUAAAAAGAAUGGAAGAUAACAAGAAAAGUACUAUUAAAUUAGAACAACCAUUUUUAUCAAAAGUUUUCAAUAAAUUAAACAAAACCGAUAAACAAACUUUUGGUUUAAUUAAUAAAAAAGCAACAUUAAUCAAAGAUUUAGAUGAAGAAAAAAUUCAAAAAGAACUUGACAAAAAGAAUUUAGAAUGGAGUUUAAAUAAUAUUUCUUUUGAUGAUAUUGAAGAUAAUGAUGAUUUAAUGAGAGAAGAUAUGUAUAAAAAAUUUGAAGAAGAAUUAAGAAUUAACGCUGAAAGGAAGAAUUAUUUUAAAGAAUUGAAAGAAAAAGAACAAUAUGAAAACAAUAUGAAAGAAUAUAAAGAUAUGAUUGAAGAAAUUGAAGAUCAUACUGAAAUUAAUACUAAAGUAACUUAUGAUAGAGUUAAUAAAAUAAUUAAAGCAGAUUUUAGAUGUGGUUUUAGAGAAAAAUUAAAAAGAAUUCAAUUAGUGAGAGAGUAUUUUAUCGAUUUAAUUAAAUCAGUUCCUUCUACCACUGAAAUAGUUUAUAAAUAUUUACUUAGUCAAGAUGGAUGGAAAACUUAUAUGUUAAAUACCAAAGACGCCAUUGAUGAAUUUCUUAAUUCUGUUUCUGAAGAAUCCAUGUGUUUUAUCAAUAAACAAGAAGUAAAUGAUUCUAUAGAUUCUACUUUUUAUGUUCAACAAACUAUUCCAGAACCAUUAUUCAUAUUAGAAUUAAAAAUAUCUCCAUAUCAUUAUACUGAAGAUCUUAUUCAUCAAUACAAAACUACUGGCGGAAGCUUUUUCCCUUAUCAUUAUAAACCAGAAUUUGAAAUAUUUGGUCAAUAUCUUGCUAAAGCACAAAUAUUCAGUUCAUUGAUUGAUGAAAAUGGAAAGGUUAGAUCAGAAUUUGAUUUAAAUUGUUUCACUUAUGCUUUAAAACAAGCUAAUGUCGAUGAUGAAACUUUAGAAUUAGUAUUAAUUCAUUGUAGAGGUCGUUAUCAAAAAGCUAAAAUGUUAGAUGAAUUAUGUAAAUCGGCUCAUAUUCGAAUUAGAAUUGAUAGAGAAUGUACUGACAAUAAUAAAAAACAUGAUAAAAACCGUAAAAUAGAUUAUUAUGGUUGUGAACUUAAAGAUGCCAAAUAUAAUUUAGAAAUGUUUUUAUAUAGAGAUUCUUUAAUGAAAGGCGAUCAUUAUAUUUUGAAUAUUGAUAUUCCAAUUACUCCAUUUUAUCUCAAAAAUAGAGAAGAAAUUAAUAAUUGGACUAUUACUCAUAAUAAAAGUAUAAAAUCAAUGUUUAAUAAACAACGUUAUAAUAAAAAUAAACAAUGUUAUGAAGUUAAACCAGGUGCUAAAACUACUAUCAAAUUAUCAGAUCUUAUUUUAUAUAUUAGAGAUCAUAAUGGAUUUGAACCUUAUUCUCUUUCUGAUGUUUUACAUUUGAAAUCUGAUUUAUCUGAAUAUGUAUUACAAUCAUUAAAUACACUUGAAUAUCUUCCUUUCGAAACAAGAAAAAUUGAAAUCAAAGAAAAUAAACGAAAAGAAGUAAAUCAUUCUUAUUGGUAUGCUGAUUUUGAAGCUAGUACUCAAGGUUAUCAUAAUCCAUAUCGUGUUUGUUAUUCUAAAAGAGGUGAAGAUAAAAUUUAUAAUAAAUAUGGAAAAGAUUGUGCUUAUGAUUUCUUAUGUGAUUUACCUCAUAAUGCUGUUUGUUAUUUUCAUAAUCUUAAAUAUGAUGGUUCAUUCCUUGCUAAAUAUGGUGUUAAUAGAUGUAUUAAGAAGGGUGGUAAAAUUAUGCAAAUGACUCUUAAAUUUAAAGGUAAACAAUUAACUUUCAAAGAUAGUUUAGCAUUGAUUACAGCUCCAUUAUCAGCUUUUCCUAAGAUGUUUGGUUUAUCUAAUAUUCAGAAAGAAAUUUAUCCAUAUAACUAUUAUAGUAAAGAUAAUAUUAUUCACAAUAUUGGGAAUAUUUUAGAAGCUGAUUUAUAUGAAACUAAACAAUGGAAUAAAGAUCAAUUUGAUUUAUUUAUCAAUAAUAUUGAUUCAAUUGAAGAUUGUCGAAUUGAUGAUUUUCAUUUCAACAUGGAGCUUUAUUGUAAGUUUUAUUGUAAUCAAGAUGUAAGAAUCUUAAAACAAGGUCAUUCCAAAUUUAGAGAUAUGUGUUUAGAAUAUUUAAAUAUUGAUAUUGAUAAAGUAAUUUCAGCAGCUAGUCUAGCUAAUACUUACUUCAAACAUAAUGUAUAUUCAAAAAUAAAUAAUUUGAAAGAAUAUUCUGGUAAAGUUAGAGAAUUUAUACAAGGAGCUAUUUAUGGAGGUAGAUGUAUGACUAGAGAUAAUAAAAAGUGGUAUGUAAAUGAUGAAUUAUAUGAUUAUGAUGCUUGUUCAUUAUAUCCUUCAGCUAUUAAUAGAUUAAAAUUAGCAACUG